CGGGGAAAUCCCCUUCCUCUCCACUUUUUUACAACGUGACCCUAAUCGGCGGCAGUGGCCGUCUCAGAUCGAUCCGGAUUGAAUCAGCCGAUCAGCUGAGCGAGCGCGACACACAUGGCGCCCAGAGGAAUACCCAAAAAUUUUGUUUACAAACAAAUGUGACGUCAGCUCGUUAGAUCCCCGGCUCGCUAGGCCAGUGCAGUGCACAUGCAGUAUCUAUCACGUAUCGUGCGUGCGUACGACUCAAUUCGAUGUUCACGAUCAGCUCGCGAAGGAGAAUUCCAGCAAAGACAAAAUGAAUCAGGAAAACAGACAGGUGAACCUCAACGAGGAGCAGGUUCACCAGAUGGCUGAGUUUGUUGGGGAGCAUAGAGAGGCCUUGUUUGGGAAAGCGGGGCACUGUAGUUUGAGGGUCCAGCAGAGGAAGGAAAGGGCAUGGAGUCAGCUCCUACAUGAGAUGGAGGCCCAAGGCCUCCCGAAAGGGAGGACCUGGAAGGAUCUGAGGACCAGUUGGAAUAGCUGGUCCAGCAAAGCUAAAAAGUAUUGGUUGCAAAGGAUGGCAACAGGAGGUGGACCAGUGAAAUUCAAUAAAAAAUAUGAAGAGGUGCUGGCGGCACUGGCGCCACAGGCCCUGGAUGGCUUUUGUGGGAUGGAGGGAGAGACCUCUGUGGAAGCUGACUUGCCAUUGACUGAAAGUCAGAAUGAUGCUGCAGCAGCACUUCUAAUGAACAUGAUGGAGGAGGAGGAGGAAAUCGCUCAAAGGGAAGAAAUACCACAAGGAGCCACAGGAGGAGAGCAGCAACCAGAAACAUUCCCCCAAACUUCUCACCAGGCAUCUCUUAUAUCUUUCCACGAAAGGUUUUUAGAGGAGGACCAAAAGGUGGAGGCCUUGCAGGGGAUCCUCAUGGUCUUGAAGGAGAUUAGGGAUAAGCUACAUUAAAUGGUCAAAUUAAUUUUGUUUAUGGUAAUGAUGAUGUAAAGAGAUUACAAAACACAGAUGAUCUAGCUCACCUUUAUAUUGACACACUAUAUAUUGUUACCAUGGUUGUAUAGUUAUAGAAUUAUAAUUCAGACCUCUUUAUACAUGUAUUUUGAUGAAUUUUCUUUACCAAGGGAAUACCAUUUGUAUCAAAUAUGGCAAAUAUUUUUGGAUGUAAAAAAAAAGAUUCCAACAUAUGUGAAUAUCCUUCCUACACUUCAAGACCAGUAAAGGCAUAAGUAAUAAUAUACAAAUAAAAAAACAUUUGAAGCCCUUAAAGCUGUCUUAAUACCCGAUUUGAUAGUUUGUAUCUUUUUAUAAAAUAACAUUCAACCAUUGGAUAUACUGUCCAAUUUGAAAAGACACUAGAUUGGUAGUUUGUAUCUUUUUAUAAAAUAACAUUCAACCAUUGGAUAUACUGUCCAAUUUGAAAAGACACUAGGUUGAUAGUUUGUAUCUUUUUAUAAAAUAACAUUCAACCAUUGGAUAUACUGUCCAAUUUGAAAAGACACUAGGUUGAUAGUUUGUAUCUUUUUAUAAAAUAACAUUCAACCAUUGGAUAUACUGUCCAAUUUGAAAAGACACUAGGUUGAUAGUUUGUAUCUUUUU
Molecule: messenger RNA, 1588 nt
Organism: Lytechinus variegatus (green sea urchin)
Lineage: Eukaryota; Metazoa; Echinodermata; Echinoidea; Temnopleuroida; Toxopneustidae
Exons: 6
Coding region: 296-940 (214 amino acids)
Source: RefSeq, a predicted model, not a curated record